AUGGGGUUUCGCGGGCAUCCUGAACCUGCGAACAGGAGGACGAAGUCUGCCGCAGCAGCAGCAGCAACAGGAGGAGGGGCUGGAACGGGUGCUGAUGAAAUCCCGCUGAAUCUCUCAUUUGGCAACUUUGAGUUUGAGGAGAUGAAACGCCUGGGACGACGUGGGGGAGGCGUCCGAGAGCUGGCCACGCUUCUUCGCCACGCCAAGCGGCAAACGGAGGCCCACGCUUCCAUGCUGGGCUCAGAGGAGGGCGUGGAGAGGCGCCAGGCGGACCUACUCGACACCGCCAUGCGACGCGCGGUCGGCGUGAAGGUGAAGGAUGACCCGAAGCGGCUUGCGAGGGCGCUGGCAAAGCGGCGCAACAAAAAACGGAGCUCCGCGAAGAAGUGGGCUGAGCGGCUGGAGAAUUUGCAGAGGUCGGUGAACACGGUGGUGGAGGAUCGCACGAUGGCACGGCAGGCAGCGCGGAUGCGUCGAAAAGGUAAAGAGAGGGGAAAACAAAAUCCGCGCGAAACGAAGCGGGCGCCUGGGGCAGCAGCCAAGAAAAAGGCCAAAAAGGGCGCCGAUAGAAAAGGACCCACGGCAGCCGCAAGAAACAAGAAGCCAAGGCAGGGCAGGAAGUAG
Molecule: messenger RNA, 624 nt
Organism: Trypanosoma cruzi
Lineage: Eukaryota; Euglenozoa; Kinetoplastea; Trypanosomatida; Trypanosomatidae
Exons: 1
Coding region: 1-624 (207 amino acids)
Biological process (GO): ribosomal small subunit biogenesis; ribosomal large subunit biogenesis
Cellular component (GO): nucleolus
Molecular function (GO): RNA binding; DNA binding
Source: RefSeq, a predicted model, not a curated record